AUCGCGUUAUUACCUUUUGGGUUGCGAAUUUGAAUGCUGAAUCAGUGCCGGGACAUCCUUCACACUUUCUCAUCAAAUUCGCUGUUCUCGAGGUUGCAUAUUCCUUGCACAAGUUCUCAGUGGAGAUUUAUUUUCUGAAAUCCAUUCUAUACAACCCAUUGAAUUUUAUUGUUAUUGUAGGUUUCAGGGUGAACUUAGUUUCUUAAGUUUUCGUACUCAUUGCCUCUGCUACUUCAAUCUAUAUUUGGAAGUCUUAUGGAUUCUCCUUCCAACAGUCCACAUCUACGGAAAUCUGGAAGCCGAGCAGUUGUUUCUGAUUUUGGUACACUUGAACCUGGUAGUGUUUUUGAAGAAGCCGUUUUGCAUAACAUAGAGGCCAAUGAAAUGAAGGGUGUGAGCACACCACCGAGCACUACGACCAUAAUUCCAUCUCCUGUUCUUCUAUGGAGACUUAAGGUGUUACUGUUUCUCAUCUGGGGUGUUAGUUGUUGCAAGAUCAGCUGGGAUUCAGUCAUGAGAAUGAGUGUAAACCUCCGUGAUCUGUUUCUGUAUGAGGCUUUUCUUUAUUACAAUCCUUUGCUACUUGUGACGAUAAUGGUUUGGCUUUGGGGCAUGAACCUAUGGGUUUUUGCACAGGCUAAUGUUGACUUUGCUAAAAUUUUUGACCUCGAUCAAAAUCAUCUCUCUCACAGAGAGAUUUGGAAGUGUGCUACCUGGAUGACCAUCAUCGUGCCAACUAGCAUGACAACCUAUCUCUAUCUCUACUCAAAUGGAGAAGUUUCGUUGGCUGCAUCUCAACCAGUGCUCUUAUAUGCUGCUUUCGCCAUGGCUCUGAUAUUUCCCUUUCAUAUUUUCUAUUUAUCAUCUCGCUACUUUUUGUUAAGAACACUUUGGAGGAUAGUUUUCCCGCUGCAGGCAAUAGCUUUUGCUGACUUCUUCCUGGCUGAUAUAUUAACUUCUAUGUCAAAGGUACACAACCUCUUCUUUCCUUUGACAAAAAAAAGGAAAGGACAUUACAGGAGAAAAACUUGUGCCCCUGGCAAUGCUAAUGCUAUUCGAAAUGCACAGGUAUUUUCAGAUUUGGAGCGUUCAGUUUGUAGAAUGGUUCAUCGACAGGUUGCUACCAUUGCAUGGUUUGAAGCUGAUUCUGUUUGUGGCAGUCACUCUGUUGCAAUUCCUAUCAUUCUUGUAUUGCCUUAUCUAUUUCGUCUGUUUCAAUGUCUUCGGCAAUACAAGGAUACUAGAGAUAGGACUACCCUGUUCAAUGCUUUAAAAUAUUCAACAGCAGUACCAGUGAUAUUUGUGUCAGCCCUUAAGUAUCACGUAUUCCCUGACAACUGGGUUAACCUUUAUAGGCCUUUGUGGCUUCUCUCGGCAGUUGUGAACUGUCUCUAUUCGUUUUAUUGGGAUCUGACAAGAGAUUGGGACUUAAGUUGUUUCACUCGGGUUUUCAAGUUCACCAGACCACAUAUUCUAUCACAUUGUUUGUACGGACGCAAAUGGGUGUACUUUUGGGUGAUCGGAAGCAACCUAAUAUUGCGAUGCACGUGGACAUACAAGCUGUCUGCCCAUCUCCGACACAAUUACCUCACAGUAUUCACAAUAACUGCUCUAGAGAUCUUCCGUCGUUUCCAAUGGGCUUUCUUCCGUGUAGAAAAUGAGUGGAAUAAGAUAAGCACCAAAUCAAAUAGUAAACUCUCCAUGAGUGACGUCCCCAAAGAAGAAGAACUACUCAACUCCAAUGGUCACAAUGUAUAGCCUACCCAACAUUGUACAUGCCGAUCCAUUUUUCGCACAUUUGCAAAUAAUAAUUUCUUGUCAAUAGUAUAGGAUGCCGUACAAGGCUAACAGGGGUAAAUAACUAACAUGAAGAUAUACAAAAUUUGUUGGGAAACCUUUUCA
Messenger RNA from Solanum dulcamara, 1902 nucleotides. RefSeq lists its product as uncharacterized. Gene Ontology annotation, cellular component: membrane; cytoplasm. Bases 256 to 1758 code for a protein of 500 amino acids. Lineage: Eukaryota; Viridiplantae; Streptophyta; Magnoliopsida; Solanales; Solanaceae. The transcript has 13 exons. The record is from RefSeq and is a predicted model, not a curated record.